AUGGUCAACAAGAUUCGGGAGAUGCCGCCACCAAAGGUGGAAAAACUUCAGCCAUUGAUUGAUUUCGGAGUUGCAGUUCAAAACAUAUGUGCUACCAUUACUGCUUCAGGACUGCAAGAGUACAUGUGCAAUGUGACACUUCUUCAGGAGCUGACCGAGAGAUUGCCACCGUCAAUAAGGUUGAACUGGGCAUACCAUCGACAGGGAUUGCCGAGGGUUUCGCUUACAGAGUUUGGAAAUUGGUUGGGAAGCUUGGUCGAAUCAGCGAGCAUUGUCGCGUUACCAAGUCUUAGCGCUCCGAAACUAGAGAAGCUCGAACGAUGGGAAGACAACUACAUCAACGUUCACUCUGAAACUACAAAAUGCUGUCCCGUUUGCAAGUGUGACUGUGGCGGCCCAGAGAAGUGUCAGAAGUUCCUCGACAUGGACGUCGGUUCCCGUUGGUCAGUGGUUAAGGAGCAGAAGCUGUGUAGGAAGUGUUUACGGAAACAUUUCGGCGCCUGUCAAGUGAAGACACCGUGCGGGAGGAAUGGCUGCACAUUCAUGCAUGAUAGAAUUCUACACGGCGACAAGCGGUACAGUAUGCUCAUGACGGCAACUGAGUCCUUAAAGCCGACGAUCGAAAUGACAACGACGCAGAGCUGCAAUACGCAUACGAAAACGGCUAGAAAGGUUCCCGGUACUAUCUACGGCAAGGGGAAGCAAGUGUCUACGUACGCGUUCCUCAGCGAUGGAUCGUCGUCAACAUUGAUGGAGCAUAGCUUGCUAAAGGAACUAGGCCUUAAAGGAACGCCAUAUCCAUUGUCUCUCGAUUGGACGGGCGGUCACAGGCGACAUGAAAAUGAGUCGGUUAUGCUAGCACUUAAGAUUUGUGGCGUGUCCGUCACAAUCGACGUUUUCAAGCUUUCGGAAGUUCAUACAGUCCGAGAUCUCUCUCUCCCGAAGCAGUCGGUGUCAAUAUCUCAACUAGCGACUAAGUACAGUUAUCUCGAAGGAUUGCCGUUAAUAUCAUGUGAUAGUAUCUCCCCACGAAUCCUCAUAGGUAUGGAUAACUGUCGGCUUGGGCAUGCGUCGAGAAGCAUAGAAGGAAGCGAGAACGAACCGGUGGCCUCAAAAACUCGCCUGGGAUGGAUGGUAUAUGGUCCCUGUUCUAUAGAGUCUGGAACAAUAAUCUCCAGCUACAGCGGCCAUCACAGUUUCCACAUCUGUGCCUGCGUCAAUGAGGAAGACAAGGAUCUGAAUGCAGCCAUGAAGGAGAAAUCGAUACGAGACCGGCUUAUUGUGGCGAUACGACCAAAUUAUGUUACCAUGCAACAGAGGGAUGGCUAUGAAUCGACUGGCAUGUCUGCAGAAGCGUUUACGGAGAGAUCCAGAAUUGGCUGUAGCAAUGAAUACGAAGAGAAGGGGUACAUUCGUCGGCUUUCGGCAGCGGAGAAAACAGAGAAGCACUCUAACGAUUGGUACCUUCCGAUUUUCCCAGUUACAAACCCUAACAAACCUGGAAAGUUUCGGAUUGUCUUCGAUGCAGCGGCGAAAGUCAACGGUGUUUCGCUAAAUUCUUUUCUCCUUACGGGACCUGAUCAGUUGGUAUCGUUGCUCACCGUUUUGUACAAAUUCCGCGAGUUUCGUGUCGCUAUUGUAGGGGACAUCCGGGAAAUGUUCUUUCAAGUUCAGAUGAAGAAACAGGACCAGCGAAGUCAGAUGAUUCUGUGGCACAAUGGAGAACCAGAAAUUGAACCCGAAGUGUACGCGGUGGCGGUUAUGACAUUCGGAGCGGCGUGCUCCCCGAGCUGUGCACAUUACGUGAAGAAUCUGAAUGGCAAAAGAUUCGAAAAGCAGUAUCCAAGAGCUGUAGAAUGCAUCAAAUACGAACAUUACGUCGACGACAUGCUAGCGAGUGUUGAAACCGAACAAGAAGCAGUGAAGCUUGCUAAGGAAGUACGAUUCAUACAUUCUCAGGGAGGCUUCGAAAUUCGCAACUGGCUAUCCAACUCCAAUGCCGUCGUCGAAAGCUUGCACGAGAAUCACACGAAGGAGAAGAACAUGAGUUUUUCCGCAGAGAUGGCCACAGAAAAGGUGCUUGGAAUGUGGUGGGAUACCACAACUGAUACGUUCACAUUCAAGUUGUCACCUAAGCACGAUGUGGAGCUACUCUCUGGUGCCAGAAUACCUACAAAACGUGAAGUUCUGAGGACGUUGAUGGCAAUAUAUGAUCCGAUGGGACUCAUCGCCAACUUUCUCAUCUACUUAAAGAUCCUGCUGCAGGAAAUAUGGCGUUCCGGAUGCGGUUGGGACGACGAGAUCAGUGGCAAGCUAGUCGAGAAAUGGACCACAUGGAUCGAAGCGCUGCCGAAUGUUCGUCAAGUCAGCAUCCCUCGUUGCUACCGAGUUAUAACGUCCGCCGCGUCGACGAAUAGGGUAGAAUUGCACAUAUUCUGUGAUGCUAGCGAGAAUGGAAUAGCUGCCGUAUCAUACUUCAGGUUCGAAGAAGAGGGUACAGUGGAGUGUGCCCUUAUUGGAUCAAAAACACGUGUGGCCCCAUUGAAGUUUCUCUCGAUCCCUCGCCUUGAACUUCAGGCUGCUGUAAUUGGGGCUCGAUUUGCUGAUUGUAUAACCAAGUCGCACCGUAUGGAGAUUUCUCGCCGUGUAUUCUGGACCGACUCCCGUGACGUGAUAUGCUGGUUACGUUCAGAUCACCGACGCUUCAGCCAGUUCGUGGCUUUCAGGGUCAGCGAGCUUCUCGAUACAACGCAGGUGAAUGAGUGGAGAUGGCUUCCAACUAAAGCAAAUGUAGCGGACGAGGGGACGAAAUGGCAAAGGAUGCCGAACCUUCAGCCUAGCAGUCGUUGGUUCCAUGGACCGGACUUUCUGCGGCAGCCUGAGAAUGAAUGGCCUGGCUAUAGUGGAGAUCAAGGUGCAACCGUAGAGGAGCUUCGUCCAAAUAUUCUUCACCACUCAGUAACAAAACCACUGGUAAAUUUCGAACGCUUUUCAAAAUGGAAACGGCUUCUUAGGUCGGUUGCGUAUGUUCAUCGCUUCGUAUCGAAUCUUCGUAAGCGCGCCAGGAAGACUUCCAUCGAGCUCGGCCCACUAACGCAGGAAGAGCUGAAGCUAGCAGAGAACAUUAUUUACCGGUCAGUUCAACAGCAGGCCUAUCCAGGUGAAAUCCAGGUGCUGCGCAGCGGUUCAACAGAACACUCAUGGGAGCGCACAUUACCGAGAAACAGCCCGCUGCACAAACUGAAUCCGAUCAUCGAUGAGCACGGUGUAUUGAGAAUGCUAGGACGUAUAAAUGCCUGCGAUUGGGUUGAUGAAGCCACCAAAAACCCGAUCUUGCUUCCGAGGAAAAACUAUGUGACUCAGUUGGUGAUCGCCGACUAUCACGCGACUUACAGACAUCAAAAUCACCAUACAGCGUUGAAUCAGAUCCGAUUAAAGUAUUACAUAUCUCGUCUCAGAUCAGAGUUUGAUCAAGUCCGUAGAAGAUGCCAACGAUGCAAGAUUUUUAAAGCAAAUCCACAGCCACCAGCAAUGGGAAACCUUCCGUCUGCCCGGUUGGCAGCCUUCCAGCGACCGUUCUCUUACACUGGAGUCGACUAUUUUGGGCCGAUGUUAGUGCUAGUUGGCAGACGAACUGAGAAAAGAUGGGGAGUCCUGCUUACCUGCAUGACGACCAGAGGCGUGCACAUCGAAAUCGCACAUUCGUUGUCGACCGAUUCGUGCAUCUUAGCUCUACGUAACUUCAUAGCAAGAAGAGGACCGCCGCUGGAAUUCAUAAGCGACCGAGGUACGAACUUCAUAGGAGCUUUCCGGGAGCUGCACGAAGCCCUCAAGCAUGUCGACGAGGAGAAGCUUAUGAUAGAGUUCGUCAGUCCUGUCACCAAGUGGACUUUCAAUCCACCAGCCGCCCCGCACUUUGGCGGCUGUUGGGAGCGUUUGAUCCAGUCUGUCAAGCGCACCAUGAAAGAUUUCGACCUUCCGCGUUUGCCAUCGGAUGAGAUUCUUCGCUCCACACUGAUGGAGAUAGAGAUGAUUCUGAAUUCAAGACCGCUUACUGACAUACCAUUAGAUACCGACACUGAACCCCCUCUAACACCAAAUCACUUCCUGUUAGGGUCUGCUGACGGGAAUAAGCCCCCGAUCAUUUUCGAUGACAAACCUUCUGUACUAAAGCAAUCGUGGAAGAUGGCCCAGCUGUACGCCGAUAACUUCUGGAAGAAAUGGGUGGUCGAAUAUUUGCCCACAUUGACGCGUAGGACAAAAUGGUUCCAGCCCGUCAAACCCAUCCAAAAGGGUGAUCUAGCGUUGAUUGUAGAUGCGAAACUUCCGAGGAAUUGUUGGCCACGAGGACGAGUGAUCGAAGCGAUCCAAGCCGAAGACGGACAGGUCCGUCGUGUAACCGUGCAAACAGGAACUGGACUGAUGGAAAGGCCAGCGGUCAAGGUUGCUGUAUUAGACGUCGGUGCAACAGGAGGUAAGCCAACUGAACAACAGUGA
This is a messenger RNA of Armigeres subalbatus, 4497 nucleotides long. RefSeq lists its product as uncharacterized. Gene Ontology annotation, molecular function: nucleic acid binding. Gene Ontology annotation, biological process: DNA integration. The record is from RefSeq and is a predicted model, not a curated record. The transcript is spliced from 3 exons. NCBI's taxonomy places the organism in Eukaryota, Metazoa, Arthropoda, Insecta, Diptera, Culicidae. Bases 1 to 4497 code for a protein of 1498 amino acids.